CGAUAUGCCCGAAUUGUCGUUAAUAGUUUCUUUCCUCUUCCUAUCAUUAAGUGUGGGAGCUAUGGCGGAGGAUCCAAACGAGUUCUUCUAUGGUGAAUUUCCCGAAGAUUUCAUGUGGGGAACGUCGACUUCGGCCUACCAAAUCGAAGGCGGGUGGAAUGCAGACGGCAAAGGUCCUAGUAUUUGGGAUAAAUUCACGCAAGCUGGUGGGAAUACUUUUAAGAACCAAACAGGAGACAUAGCCUGCAAUUCGUACCACAAAACCGACGAAGACGUAAAGCUGUUGAAAAAUCUCGGUGUAGGCUAUUACAGGUUCUCGAUAUCGUGGCCCAGAGUGUUGCCCAAAGGAACUGUUGAUCAAGUAAACCAUGCCGGUGUUGAAUACUAUAACAAAUUGAUCGACUCGCUGUUAGAGAACAACAUCACCCCCAUGGUGGCCUUGUAUCACUUUGAUCUACCUCAAGUGUUACAAGACAAGUAUGAUGGCUGGUUGAACGCAGAUUUGGCCGAUAUUUUCAAUGAUUACGCUAGAUUUUGUUUUGAAACAUUCGGGGACCGAGUCAAGUGGUGGAUAACAAUAAACGAGCCUUGGGAGGCGGCACUGUUAGCACAUGGCUUCGGAAUGACUCCCCCAGGAAAGAAAGAACUUCGCUCAACCGUUUACAAAGGUAACUACAACCGAUUGCUUAUAUUUUUUUUUCACAUGUAAACAGUUCCAAGUUAUUUCAAAUCUCUGACCGACGAGAAAAACAGAUUUUAAAAAAAUGUAAAUACAGGAAGAGACAAAGGAAGAGAUACAUUCGUGCUCAGCACGAAAAUGCCGGUGGGUCACGCACGCUUCGACACAGAAGCGAGGGAGCCACGAGAGAGCGCGCGCGUCGCCUUUCGCGUGCCACUCGCGCGUGACUUAACAUGAUAUCUCCCAAAUGCAGAGUUUGUUUGCGAGAAAACAAAGAUUUGGUUUUAUCAACUGAUUUUGUAAAGUGAAUUUAAACCUUCACUGCGCUUGAAAAGGCUCGCCCACAGGGCUGUACGCUUAAGCCCUACGGACGAGGUCGUGGCGUUUCGCGUGUUCGAGGGCCAGUCCUUUAUCAGAGAAAAUUCCCUAGCCCUAGCCCUAAACGCCCUAGCCUAGCCCUGCUAAUUGGGUGAUAAACGCUGUAAAAUGAUUUGAUAUGGUUUAUUUAUUCAUCUAUUUUCUUGCUAGUUUCUUAUGUCAUGCUUCUUGCUCAUGCCAAAGCAUGGCACACCUACGAUAAUGAAUUCCGUCCCACGCAGCAUGGGAAAGUGUCAAUAAUUCUAAACGUGCACUGGGGGGAACCCAAGACGAACACGCAAGCUGACAUAGACGCUGCUGAACGGAGUCUUGAGUGGUGGCUCGGAUGGUUUGCUCAUCCUGUCUACGUAAAUGGAGACUGGCCUGACAUCAUGAAGACGACGGUCAAGAAGAACAGUGAAGCUAAGGGAAUUCCAAACAGGUAAGAUAUCCUGGGCGUAGCUAGAAUUUUUCCAGUGGGGGUGCAGUGGUUACCAGAUUGUCAUGUCGAUAUUCCUCCGGGGGUACUCCCCUGUAAAAGUGACGGUGGUGCUCGUCGGAAAAUUUCGAGAGCACCCCUAAAAGGUACUAGAAUCUUGUUUUAUGGGCGUGUCCCAAAUUCAUUUCCACCCCUAAGAGGUACCAAUUCAACAGCAACAAAUUAUAUAACUGGCACUGCAAAUUUUAAUAGUAAUAAAGAUAACUUUCGAACACUUUCCUCUCAAUGACUUUUGAAAGUUUUGUCAUAAAUCUUACCGAGACAACUCUGGCAGCCGUCAUUUUAGGUUUUAGCACCCUAAGCGGUACCAAUCCACAAAUUAAUACCCCUUACAGGUACGACGAGCACUUCCAUCAUUUUUCUAGGGGAGUAAACCCCCUCCCCCCCCCCCCCCCCCGCUCCCUUCACCCCCGCUACCUGAAAAAGUGGCCCUUCUUUCCCAAACCCCGGGGGGCGGAGGGGGCCGAAAAAAAAAAAAAGAAGAUAAUGAAAACAAAGGGGAGGGCGAAAAGGGGUAUUGCAUCAAAAACCACUCACAUAUAAAAAACAAACCACAAAAUAAUAACCCUCACAGGGACGAACAGCACCUACAUCAUUUUUGUAGGGGGAUAAACCCCCCCCCCCCCCCCCCCGGCGACAUUCAUGCUGUGUCAGUUCGUAAAAGUGGCUUUUCUUUCCCAAAAUCAUGGGAGGAGGAAGGAGCCUACAAAAUGUAUAUAUAGAUAAGUCAAACGGCGAGAGGGACCGAAUGCGUUAUCGGUAUAAACCACACUUUAGCUUAUACAAGAGCUUCUGACGAAAAUACGUACGUUGAUAUACAAGGAAAUUUUAAACCAAGUGCUCUCAUACCUUGGUUUACCGAGAGAGGUAUCGUGCUUCAAAGUGAGUGAAUUUUAUAAUUUUAGCUUGGACUUUAGUUGAUCAAUUUUCUGGCGUUUUUGCGAAAAAAAGAAGGGAUACCUUUCACAAAGUAAAAGGUUGGAGGGGUUCGCGGGCACCCCAGUAUACCUCCCAGCUUCGCUGCCAUGGACGAGGUUUGAACACUUUGUAUUUGAAGCAGCUAAUAAACCACAUGGUCUGUAACAUAAGCUUUUACUCUUCUCCACGUCACCUGCUUCGGUUUUAAUCGCCCGUUCAAAUGUUUGUUAUGUCAGACUUCCCGAGUUUACCGAGGCAGAGAAGCUGCUUAUCAAAGGGACAGCAGAUUUCUUCGCUCUGAACGCCUAUAGUGCUUUCCUUAUCGAAAACCAGGAAUACCCACCUGAUGUGGACUGGAACUACAUGACUGAUCAGAGAAUGAAAACCACUGCUGAUCCAUCUUGGCAAAGAGGUACAUUUCAUUUCUCAUUGAUCCAUUUCAUUUCUUUCCAUUCAGACUGUUAAUAAGCUUCGCACUCCAACACGCACAAACGAUUAAGUCCCUUUCAAUAUGUAACUGGUAUUAUUAUAUGACUGGAUCCGCGAGCGGGCAAGAUGAGUCAAUCAUGUGGUGUGAUUGGCUACCUGAGAGGGGCAAGAUGGGCUCUUCUUGCCUGCUUCCCGUUUCCAGUGUAAGGGAGUGCGUUCAAACUAUAUCUAUCGUCCCAGACCCUCUCCCCUUUGGUAAGUUGUUGAUAAUGUCAUUCGCCCCUGCGAAAUCUGAGGGGAUGCAGAUACGUGUCUCAAGAUCUCUUCAGUCAAUAAUGGUUUGAACCCCACUCAAUGAAGUCUGUCACGCGUUCGCCAAAAGAACCUGAUUUCCAGUCAUAUUCAUCUGACUGCUGUCUGCGAGAAGUGUGAAUGCAAGCACACAAUAACCAUACCCUAGUCGGCUUUAUAGCUCAGUUAGUGGAAUGGUACGUGUGCAGCGCAAUUACACGAAGAAAUGGCUUGGUUCAGGUUUCAGCCUGAACAAAUGAUAGCAGUUGUGUCAGUUAAGCGAGGCAUGUGGCACCACCGUUGAAAGAAAAUAAGUAUAAUUUGUGUGUGUAAGGAAACUUAUUCUCAUAUGAAAGGAUAAGUACCAGGACUCGCCCUGAAAACGAGGCUUGAAUAAUUCGAUAAAUGGCCUAGCAUUGUUUUGUGUAAAAAGCAAUUUCAACGACAAAAUACGCAAUUCAAAAUACCCUUUGGUCAUCUUUCCAUUGUAAAACUGCUUAUAACUGCAACGAGGGCUUCUUUUUCCCGUUAUUUCAAUUAAGCUUACAUAUGUACAUGUAGUUAACUGAAGAUACUGGCAAAUUGUUUUCAGGUUCGAAACUUUAAGUUUCGAAACUGUAACCUUAAAUGUAACAAGGAAGCAUCGCUUUCUCUUGUCGAAACUUGGCCUGAUACUUUACUGUAGGCUCUGCCUCUCAGUUAACUAUUGUGAUUCAAAAGUGAUAGUUCAUGCACCUUCUAAUUGACUUCUUCAAGUCGUUUAUACAAAGGAUCAUGGCUUACAAUAGAACCUCAUGCAGUAUAACAAGCUCACUCAUGGAGUGGGAAAGGGCGUGGGAAAAUAUGUAUUACUGUUUUUGUGUAUGUAUGUGUAAGAAGGGGACGGGGGGAAGCUCGAUGCAUACAUUAUUUCACAGCUUGCGUGAAAAAUAUAUUUGGUUUUAUCGUGGUCACUUGGCUCUACAUAAGGACAACGUUUUCCUCUGUAGGUGCCACUGUAUGGAUGUACAGCACUCCAUGGGCCCUACGCAAGCUGCUAAAAUGGGUAAAGGAUCAUUAUAAUGACCCUGAGAUCAUUGUCACGGAAAAUGGUUUUUGCAUCGAUGGAGAAGACCAACUGACUGGUGAAGCCGCCUUGAAUGACACGCUACGCGUGGAUUUCUUGACUUCUUACACCAACGAAGCAUUAAAGGCAAUCCGCUUGGAUGGGGUGCGACUGAAGGGCUAUUUCUACUGGUCUUUUCUCGAUAAUUUUGAAUGGAUGGAAGGAUUUCACAUUCGAUUUGGCAUUCACCACGUAGAUUUUGACGAUCCUAAUCGACCCCGCACUCCCAAGCGGUCUGCAGAGGUAUAUAAAGAGAUUAUUCGUAACAAUGGUUUUCCAAAGAAACCACAAAAGUCGGAGUUGUAAAAAAAUGGUGAUUCCUGUGCUCCUGUCCAUAGCUAUCCUCUACUCCGCAGUAUCCCCACCAGCCCGGAGACAGAGUACAUGGUUCACAGAGUACGUGAAUCACAGCGUGUUACUGAAAUCAAUCUAAAAGCGCCAAAAUCACUCUCAGCCAAUGAAUGCAGAGUGAAUAUAUAUUGUACAUUAUAUAAUUACAACUAUUUAUAUUAGUGUUAUUGUAAUGACACCGUUCCUUAACCAUUUGUUAAGAGCCAAUAUGGCUUUGCCUAAAUCAGUAUUACAUUACCUAAAGGUCCCUUUUACAACUGAACGUAACGAUAAUUAAAAUAACACCCCGGAAAAGUGCGUAACUGUGGUGAUAAUUUGGGUAAGAAAAGUAAUUAAUUAACUGGUAAUGAUAAAAAGUGAUUCAAGCCGAUUUGUACUGUAAAAAAGUCGAUAAAAGUAGUAGCACAGUUUGAAGAGGGUUGUAAUGCGACCGUUUCCUUCUGGGUAUGAGAAGAACUUUUUAUGGGGAACUAGCCGGUUCUUCGCUAGUCCGCGUAGCAUGGCGGUUUAGGUUGGGAGCGCUAAAUAGUAAAGGCGGGCUUGCUUUAAUCUCCAACUAGGCUCAUACAACUUCACAUUGUAGUAUCGGGAAAGCACUCUCUAAAUAUCAUUGUCACACCUUGAUUUUACUCGAGUAGCAACACCAUCUUCCUAACUCAAAUUAAUGCUUACGUAAGUCUUCUGUGAUUGGUUAAAGAAGACUCAUUUGCUUUGAACCUUCGAGUUUUAACCCGAAUUUCACUAUGAAGCUUGGGUUGACCAGUCAAUAUAAAACGAGGUGACUAUUAUAAAAAUUACAAAGUACCUGCUUGUAUACAAUUUUUUUAUAAUAACAGAAAGGAAAAUACUAAAUUUACAGUUUGAAAAUCUAACGUUGCUGUCGAUUUACAAAUGGGGUUUCUUUGUCGAUAAUGGUUGGCUAAAACUUUUCCAUAAAUUAACUACGGACAUCACCGCCAAACUCAGAGGACAAAUUAAAAAUGCAGUUCACAGUGCAAGGCAGAAUUUAGAACAAUAGUUCUUUACCUACAAAAACACCUAUAAAAUCACUUAAGUC
Molecule: messenger RNA, 5686 nt
Organism: Porites evermanni
Lineage: Eukaryota; Metazoa; Cnidaria; Anthozoa; Scleractinia; Poritidae
Source: the annotation of a GenBank genome assembly